CAGAACGUCUGGCGUGGACGAUUGUGCAUGGGAGAGGGAGGGAGAGGAAACACAGGAAUAAGCCGGGAGGAGUGCCGAGUCGAGUGGAGAAGUCAUCACGCACCAUUUGAUCGAACACGCUGUGAGGAAGAGGAGGAAAGGGCAGGAAACCACUAUCAGGGAUAGACAUUUGUCGGAAUAGAAUAGAGAAGAAAAGACGACAACAAGCGCCCCCCUUCACAAUAACCCUAGGAUGAAGUUUGCCAAAGUAUUCCAGCAAGUGCUUGCGGAGGAGCAGAUGCCUGAGGAGUGGAAGGAGCGGGCCAUCCAAUACAAGAAGCUCAAGAAGAGAAUCAACAAGGUUGUGGCGGAGCUCGAGUCGAUCGGCAUCAGCAAGGAGGACGUGGUGUUUCAUUACGACUUGGAGAUGGUGAAGUCGGAGAUCCACCCGCAUUUGCAGGUGAAGAUCUCGCCUCUCGAAAAGACGCUCAUCAUGGACCGGCUUUCGAGCCUGGACUAUAACUACGAGAUUGUGCCGCUGAAGCUGCGGGAGUUGAAUGCCGGAGGUCGAGACAGCACGGCGCCCGCAUUGGACGUGGAGGACGUGCAGUCGGUGGCUGCGUCGUCGGCGGCGUCGGUGCUGUCUGCGGUGAACCCGUUUGACGACUCGGGCCCGUUCUACGAGUUGAAGAUCUCGCUUCUGGAGGACACGAAGUUCUUCCAGGUGUUGUACGACGAGAUCGAGGACCUCAACCGGUUCCGGACGGAGCAGGAGGCGGAGAUCGCCAACAACGUGGAGGCGAUUGCGCACGAGGUGUCGUACGCGACGGUGCCGAAGAUGAAGAAGACGGACCUGUACGUGUGGCGGGAGGUUUUCCAGUACUACAUCGAGUGCGAGAUCUUCUUCAGCACGGCGGAGAAGAAGGCGGGCUCGGUGGACAUCGGCCAGAGCAAGGAGCGGUACCUCAAGUUUCUCCAGAUGGUGGAGGACUCGCGGGUGCUGCACAAGUUCCAUCAGAAGGAGUCGGUGCUGGCGUUUGGCGAGUUCAAGAGCCUCAACUUCCAGAUCAUGAAGAUCUCCAACUACCAGACGUUCAACUCGCUGGCGGUGACGAAGAUCUUGAAGAAGUUCGACAAGCAGACCCAGCUCUCGUCCAAGGACAUCUUCCCCGAGUUGAUCAUCAGCAGCAACGAGAUGAACAUCUUGAACGGCUCGAUCGCCACCGACAUCUGUCUCGUCAUCUCCUCGAAGCUGUUGACCAUCGUGCCGCAGAUCGACGACUACUUGUGUCCCAUCUGCUGCUCGAUCGCCUUCAAGCCCAUCCGCCUCCGCUGCGGACACCUCUUCUGCAUCCGCUGCUUGGUCAAGCUCAGGCGCAAGCACGAGGACAAGUGUCCCUUGUGCCGGAACCAGUGCUUGCUUGCCUUGACCACCGACGACCUCGACGUCGCCCAGAUGAACUACAUGAAGAUGUACUUCCCGAAGGAGGUCCGUGAGAAGGAGCUUGAGAACAGCAGAGAGAUCUUGGAGGAGCAGCAUGUCAUCGACCCGAACAGCAAGGCCUGCCUCAUCAUGUAGCGGCAGCUGCCUAGCCCUCCCGCUGGCACCUACACAUCCUUACACCUUUGUACUUUUAGCACCCAGUAUACUUCUAUAUAGCAAACAAACCGCAAGAAAAGGCCUUUUCCAUCUUCUCGCCGUCGCGU
Pichia membranifaciens NRRL Y-2026 is the source of this 1686-nucleotide messenger RNA. RefSeq lists its product as hypothetical. Bases 233 to 1558 code for a protein of 441 amino acids. Gene Ontology annotation, molecular function: metal ion binding. Lineage: Eukaryota; Fungi; Ascomycota; Pichiomycetes; Pichiales; Pichiaceae. The record is from RefSeq and is a predicted model, not a curated record. The transcript has a single exon.